Molecule: messenger RNA, 1659 nt
Organism: Monopterus albus (swamp eel)
Lineage: Eukaryota; Metazoa; Chordata; Actinopteri; Synbranchiformes; Synbranchidae
Product: NXPE family member 3-like
Exons: 2
Coding region: 21-641 (206 amino acids)
Source: RefSeq, a predicted model, not a curated record
GUCAGUGUCUGAAAGGCAAGAUGGUCCAUCUGUAUGGAGACUCCACCGCCAGGCAGUGGUUUCAUUAUUUGACCAAUACACUACCAGAUCUCAAGGAGUUUAACCUGUACAGAAAGAACAAAUUUGGACCUUUAUUGGCCUUGGAUCUAGCAAACGACAUCAUGGUGACCUUCCGCUGCCACAGUUCUCCUAUCAUCUUUCACACAGUUCCAUUUGCCCAGGUGCGUUACAUUGCCAAUGAAAUAGAUGGAAUAACUGGAGGCACCGACACUGUUGUCGUUGUUUCUGUCUGGGCACAUUUUUGCCCUUUUCCCAUUGAGAUGUACAUCCGGCGGAUGCAGAACAUCCGCAAGGCUGUGGUGCGGCUGCUGGAAAGGGCUCCAGGUACACUGGUCAUCAUCCGGACUGCAAACCUCAGAGAGUUAAACCUUGAUGUGGUAAUGUUUUUCAGCGACUGGUACACACUACAGUUUGACAAGGUGCUCAGAGCCAUGUUCAAAGGACUGAAUGUUCAUCUGGUGCAUGCCUGGGAAAUGAGCCUGGCCCACCAUGUGCCACAUGACAUCCACCCACUGCCUCCUGUUCUUACAAAUAUGAUUGAUGUCAUGUUGUCCUACGUAUGCCCUCAAAAAGAUGGGUAAAAUUGUGUUUGUUGGGCAGUGUAGGGCAAAUUAUUUGAAAACAGCAAUACAGUACACAUUACACAUGAAAAAGGUCAUUAGAUUACUUUACUAAUUACUUGUUACUUUACUUCUCUUACUCUCCCCAGCUACAUCAGCUGCCUUUAAGCAACUCCAAAUCUUCCACACCCCCUCAUCUUGUAUUAACACAUGCAGAAAUAGAAAAUGAGAUGCUGUGGUUAAACAGUGUGGAACGGUUUAUUUAUUUUUUUUAUUUAUUGGAUUUAUUGAUAACUUAGCCUCAGUGACCGCACGAGUCUCUCCAGAAGUCCCGACCUCUGCUGCGUAGUUAUUCCGACCUCUGCUUCAACUCUAAGCAAAGCAUCAUUUAUGUUUCAACCAACUGCUGACUAACUAUAUUUGUUAUAAUAUACUUAUAACCAGGAAUUGUUGAGAGGGCAAUGAAAAUAGGACAGGAUGGAAAACAGCUAUUAGUCACGUUGUUCCUGUGCGUUGCCAAUAGACAUACGUGGUGUUCUUUUUGUUUGUGGCUGCUGUACGUAUCUGACGGUGAUCUUCCCAGCCGUGGGUACCUGACAGCUAGCGCUACACCUGCCAUACCUGGAGUUCUUUGUUUUCUGCUACUCAUCUGCUCGUCCUGGUCUCCUCAGUCAUCUCCACUCUGCCCUUGGUUCAGUAUUAUUCAUUGACUCUUAUGUUGUUACUUUGUGUUCUUUAUUCUAUUAAACCUCCUUUUUUGUACUAGCACCUGGGUCAGCCAUCUUGAGUCCAACUCCAGUUCUCCCUCACCCUCCAGGUGAGGGGGAGUCAACCAUAACAAGUGCUUUUAGUCCCGGUGGUGAAGAAUAAAGCAGGAAAGGUGGGCAGCUCAGAUAAUUAUAGACCCAUUGCACUUGCUAACAUACUAAAGUUGUUUGAAGAAAUUCUCGAGUAGGUUUCAUAAUCUUAUUGGCUCUACUGAUAAUCAAUUUGGGUUUAAAGCCAAUCAUGGCACUGAUAUGUGUAUUUUUGCUUUAAA